AGUGCCCGGAUGCGGGUGACGUGCGGCCGCCAUCUUCCCGUCCCGGGCAGCCAGCGCCAGUCGGAGCCAGCGCGAGCUGCAGCUGCCGCCGCCAUCACUGCUGCUGCCAAGUCCUCCGCCCGCUGUCCCCGCCAUGUCUGCUACCGCUGCCACCGCCCCCCCUGCUGCCCCAGCUGGGGAGGGUGGUCCCCCUGCACCCCCUCCAAACCUCACCAGUAAUAGGAGACUGCAGCAGACCCAGGCCCAGGUGGACGAGGUGGUGGACAUCAUGAGGGUGAACGUGGACAAGGUCCUGGAGCGGGACCAGAAGCUUUCAGAGCUGGACGACCGUGCAGAUGCACUCCAGGCAGGGGCCUCCCAGUUUGAAACAAGUGCAGCCAAGCUCAAGCGUAAAUACUGGUGGAAAAACCUCAAGAUGAUGAUCAUUUUGGGAGUGAUUUGCGCCAUCAUCCUCAUCAUCAUCAUCGGUGAGUGGGGUAGGAGUGGCUAGGGCCCAUUCUCUGGAGAGGUUUCCCCAGUGGAUUCUGGGUAUCGAAGGUCAUUAACCUAGUUUUUACUCUUCAGCAAAAAGCAUGUAUAGCUGCUAAUGGCAGUUCUAAUUCAUCUAGAGCCAAAAACCUUGAUGAUGUUUAUCCUGCAGUUUGCCUUUUUCUGGGUAACUUCUGUUAAAAUUUUGGAAAUAGGAAAGCUGAUGUACCUAUGGAGGACUCUUUGUGCCUAAGAGCCCAGUCUGGGAACCCUGGAAUUGGGCAGUGGGGGAAAGGCCCAGGGACUUUUUAGGAUAUGACCAGGAAGCCAGGCAUCCCACUGAGAUCUCGUGGUCUCAGAGGCCUUGAGGAGUAGGGUCAUACUGUAGAAUUAAGGGGACCUCAGAACCUACCUACCCAGCCCCCUUGCUUACAGAUGAGAAAUUGAUGCCAAAAGAGGGGAAGGGAUGUCAGCCAGCUGGGGAGUGGGGAGGAUUGGAGGAGGGCCAGGCCUGACACAACUACUUUCUUUCUCUUUUUCUCUCACCCCCAUCCCUGUUCCUGG
Messenger RNA from Otolemur garnettii (small-eared galago), 1032 nucleotides. RefSeq names its product vesicle associated membrane protein 2 (gene VAMP2). The record is from RefSeq and is a predicted model, not a curated record. Gene Ontology annotation, cellular component: plasma membrane; SNARE complex. Gene Ontology annotation, biological process: SNARE complex assembly; vesicle-mediated transport; vesicle fusion. The transcript has 4 exons. Lineage: Eukaryota; Metazoa; Chordata; Mammalia; Primates; Galagidae. Gene Ontology annotation, molecular function: SNAP receptor activity; syntaxin-1 binding. Bases 134 to 490 code for a protein of 118 amino acids.